GGACAAUGAUCAAUGGCAAGGAACUCUGCGCAUUGCCCUCGUUGGCUCGGCCCUCUGCAGCACGAGUUGACGGAGUCAUGCGCGACAUUUCGCCGAGCGAGGAUUAUUAUGGUAGUGCAAGCUCAGCUGGACUUUUUUUUGGCUCGCCGGGUUCUGUUUGGUACCCUUGCGGACUGAGAAUUGGAAAGGAACCGGAGUAUUGGUGGAUAUGGCGGAUCUUGUGUGUCCUUGGUAUACUAUAUAGUUCUCGAGUCUGUACAAGCAAAGACAUACAAGAGAGGUGACACGAGAGUGGCCUCCAACCUCAUCCGCUGCUGAUGCGUCUAGCAUGAAGCAAUCGAUUUGUACCAUGUAGCGAAUGCAAUCUUAUAUCCUCAGCCUUCCCCAGUUCCUCCAUCUAUGGAUUUCUCCAAUUUGCUACGAAUGUCAGAUAUCAGUCAGUAAGCAGCAAAGGCACGGGAAUGGCGAACCUACCAACCUAAGAGGCAUUUCAAACCGCCUUUAGCUCUUGCCACUGCAAGUCGGACACGGGAUACCCUUGACAACAUUGUUGCCACGACAAGUUUCGCAAGGCACGUCCAUGGUACAGCGCCAGAUGUAUAAACUGUGGGUUGUGGAAUGGCGUUAGUAUAGAUAAAUAAACGAAGGAAGUUGAAC
Molecule: messenger RNA, 657 nt
Organism: Ilyonectria robusta
Lineage: Eukaryota; Fungi; Ascomycota; Sordariomycetes; Hypocreales; Nectriaceae
Exons: 2
Coding region: 6-284 (92 amino acids)
Source: RefSeq, a predicted model, not a curated record